Arachis stenosperma is the source of this 1773-nucleotide messenger RNA. RefSeq names its product laccase-7-like. Gene Ontology annotation, cellular component: apoplast. The transcript is spliced from 6 exons. The record is from RefSeq and is a predicted model, not a curated record. Bases 1 to 1773 code for a protein of 590 amino acids. Gene Ontology annotation, molecular function: copper ion binding; hydroquinone:oxygen oxidoreductase activity. Gene Ontology annotation, biological process: lignin catabolic process. NCBI's taxonomy places the organism in Eukaryota, Viridiplantae, Streptophyta, Magnoliopsida, Fabales, Fabaceae.
AUGAAUCUCCUCAUUUUUCCACUACAAUGGGGCUUUCUUCUUUUAACUUCUUCCUUAUUAUUGGCUUUAUCCUCAACGGUGGAAUACACUUUUAACAUUGAAAAUACAAGCAUGCAACGGUUGUGCCAUGAGGAAUCCAUAGUUGUAGUUAAUGGAAGUCUCCCUGGACCAACCAUUGAUGUAAGAGAAGGUGACACUGUCAUAGUUCAUGUACUCAACCAUUCGCCCUACAAUAUCACUAUUCAUUGGCAUGGAGUUUAUCAGCUUUUUAAUGGUUGGGCAGAUGGCACUGAAUAUGUAACUCAGUGUGGAAUUGUCCCAAGAAACAGUUAUACCUAUACGUUCAAUGUAACCGGGCAGGAGGGAACUCUCUGGUGGCAUGCUCAUUCAUUUGAUCUACGUGGCACUGUUUAUGGUGCUUUCAUAAUUCGUCCUCCACUCGGUUCAUCAUAUCCAUUUCCUCGACCAUAUCAAGAACUUCCAAUAUUAUUAGGUGAUUGGUAUAAUGGUAAUAUCGUAGACAUCGAGAUAGAAGCACUCGCUGAGGGUCAUGGUUCUAAUUAUUCAAAUGCUUACACCAUAAAUGGCUUUCCGGGUGAUCUCUACAAUUGUUCACAAAAUCAGACAUACAAGAUGAACGUGACUCAAGGAAAGACUUACUUGCUCCGAAUGAUGAAUGCUGCACUGGAUAGCCAUUUUUUCUUCAAAUUAGCAAAUCACAGCUUCACAGUGGUUGCCGUUGAUGCUUCAUACACAGUACCAUAUCACACGGAUAUCCUUGUCAUUGCCCCUGGACAAACCGUUGAUGCUCUUUUCACAGCAAACCAAUCCAACGGUUCAUACUACAUGGCUGCCUCUCCUUACAAUGUCGGUGUGCCAGCGUUUGACAAAACGACAACACGUGGCAUUGUCGUUUACGGCAAUGAUGAAAAUGAAACCACCACACCACCCGUGAUGCCAGUUUUACCAGUCGUCAACGACACAGCAACGGCUUUUACGUUUUAUAGUAACCUCACAAGCCUAGUGGGGGCCCCACAUUGGGUCCCUGUGCCACUUAACGUGGAUGAGCGAAUGUUCAUCACUGUUGGAUUGGGCUUAGAACAUUGCCCUGAGGGUGCAUCGUGUUCAGGUCCCAAUGGAGAAAAAUAUUCUGCAAGCAUGAACAACGAGUCUUUUGUGCUUCCUAAAGGAAGAAGGUCUUCCAUGUUGGAAGCUUUCUAUUACAAUAUGAGUGGCGUGUUCACUACUGAUUUUCCUGACCAUCCAGUAUGGUUUGACUUCACAAGCGAAAGUCUAAGUGAUGACGUGGCAAUCAUGUAUGCUCCCAAAUCAACCAAGGCGAAGAGACUUAAGUUCAAUUCAACGGUGGAGAUUGUAUAUCAAAAUACAGCACUUCUUUAUGAGAUAAAUCAUCCCAUGCACAUUCAUGGUUAUAGUUUCUAUGUUUUGGCUCAAGGCUUUGGAGAUUUCAAUCCUAGGCUUGAUCAAGCAAAGUAUAAUUUGAUUAAUCCUCAAAUACGCAACACAAUUGCUGUGUCUGCUGGAGGAUGGGCUGUCAUCAGAUUUCAAGCAAAUAAUCCAGGGGUAUGGUUUGUACAUUGCCAUGUGGAUGAUCACUUGGAAUGGGGACUAGACAUGACUUUUGAGGUUGAAAAUGGACCAACUCCUUCAACUUCACUCCCUCCACCACCCAUUGAUAUGCCUGAAUGCGAUAUCAGUGCCAACAUGUACAAGUGCAUGCUUGAAACCAACAACACGUCUUGUUUUCUCUAA